This is a messenger RNA of Peniophora sp. CBMAI 1063, 1050 nucleotides long. The record is from the annotation of a GenBank genome assembly. Lineage: Eukaryota; Fungi; Basidiomycota; Agaricomycetes; Russulales; Peniophoraceae.
AUGGAAAGCUUCCCGUGGCACGACAUAGAUGGGUACAGUCUCAGGGACCUCAUGCUUCACCUGAAACAUCCGGCGCAUGAUGAUUUCUGCCUCUACGAAAUAACAUCCACUCUGAGGCGACUCAAUACCUUGAAGACCUUCGAGCUGAGGACGAGGGGGCAUGACGGAAGCUUGUCCUCGCGAAUAGUCAAAGAUUCGGCGCAAAGCAUUCACUUGCCGAAUAUCGAACGUAUAACAUUGGAAGCCAAUAGCGAGAUGGUCGUUCGCUUCCUGGACCUCGUCUCCUUCCCGACGUCGGUUGAGACGACCCUGAUUCCUCUCGGUGUCGUAGAGAGGGCGUCUAUACUCUCCACACUGCUCCCGUGGAUAUCUAAACAGUCGGCUUCAGCGCCAGUAAAGAGACUGUCAUUCACUAGCAGUCAUCAUGGUGACACUACCCAGCUCAAUGUCGCCCGCUCGCUACACACCGGGCAUGGGGAGUACCUCCACUUGCAUAUCAACUCUUUGAUGCAAGAUGCGACCCGGGAGAUCUUGCACGGUCUCGAGCCCGGAACAGUCCAGGUCAUCGACGUCGCCACCGUGACGCCACUCUCUCUAAGAGCCGAUCAACUCCUUGUACAGACAUCGCUGAUGUGUCGAAACGUCACGCGCAUAGACACACUACCCGUAAAUGCUUCCAACGACGCCGCUGGAGCACUGGCGGCCAUUCUUCGACGCCUUCUCCUCCCUCCGACGACUACGACUUCAUCCCCGUUUCCUGUCCUUGUGACAUUAAACCUUCUGUCCUUAGGACAAGGCGUGCUGUCCUCUCGCUGCACGCACAGUGAGGACGCACAACCAUAUCGCAUCAUGCCACCUACACUCGCACAGGCCAUCGUCGACAUUCUUAUAGCCAGGCAAGAAGUAGGCGGUACUAUGCCUCGGGUAUACGUCCAGGAAUGGACAUCGCCGAUGUCCCGGUUCGAGCAGAGUGUGCUAGAAGUAGUGCGCACCAUACCUGGUGCAUUGUUCUUGCCGGCAGGAACCUGGGGGCUACCGGAGAACAUAUGA